AUGGAAGCUCAAUAUCUGACGUUCCAGAAGCAGGAGCUUCAUUACUCCAGCACCAGUCUCUCUCCCGCCACCACCAAACCGAAACAGAAAAGCAACGGCAAGAGCAAGUUCGUGGGAGUCAGGCAGAGGCCCUCUGGGAAGUGGGUUGCUGAGAUCAAGGACACCACUCAAAAGAUCAGAAUGUGGCUGGGGACAUUCGAUACCGCCGAGGAAGCUGCCCGGGCUUACGAUGAGGCUGCCAGACUCCUCCGGGGAACCAACACCCGCACCAACUUCACCAACACCAACAGCAGCUAUAGCCAUAGCAGUGUGUUCUUCCCCAAUUCACACAUCUCAACGAAGAUCAGAAACCUCCUACACCGCAAGAGAAACUCUCAAAAGCAAAAGAACAAGUCAAAUAACAUCAUCCCUCCGUCUCUCAGAGCUAGCAGCAGCGGUAGCCAAAUUGUUAGCUUCCAGUGGGAUGCUCAGACUUCCCCUGCAUCCUCACUCUCCCAUGAGAAGGAGAUGGUCAAGCAAGAGAGGAAGAGGAAGGCCUUCGAUGACGAUGUUUACAGGCCUGAUGUCAGCUCCUGCAUUAGUAGUACUGCGUCAUCGGCAUCGUCAUUCCAGCAAUUACUCUGCACUCCUCCAUCGUCUUUGUUGCCAUUCAUGCCUUCCGGAUUGGACCAGCAUCCUGCAAUGCAACAGGGAAUGAUGGAUAAUUCCUUUUGUCAGGCCGAUGAUCACGACCAUAGUAGUAUUGGGUUGUUUGAUGCUUGUGCCGGGGAAUUGGAGCUGCCCAAGUUUGAGAGGAUGAAGGUGGAGAGGCAGAUUUCGGCUUCGUUGUAUGCAAUGAAUGGAUUGAGUGAGUGUAUGAUGCAGGGGUAUCAGAGCGAUGCAGCAGCGAUGUGGGAUUUCCCUGCACUGUGCUCUGUUUUUGCAGACUCCCUUCCUUUUCCUCAGGGCCUGUUUAAAGCUUGA
This is a messenger RNA of Linum tenue, 963 nucleotides long. The record is from the annotation of a GenBank genome assembly. Lineage: Eukaryota; Viridiplantae; Streptophyta; Magnoliopsida; Malpighiales; Linaceae.